Molecule: messenger RNA, 3936 nt
Organism: Phodopus roborovskii (desert hamster)
Lineage: Eukaryota; Metazoa; Chordata; Mammalia; Rodentia; Cricetidae
Gene: Trim24
Product: tripartite motif containing 24
Exons: 19
Coding region: 144-3353 (1069 amino acids)
Molecular function (GO): protein binding; zinc ion binding
Source: RefSeq, a predicted model, not a curated record
CGCGCCACUCGGGAGGCGGCUUCCUCCCGGCGCUGCCUCCGCGAGUCCGCGCGGCCUCGCAGGAGAAGCGGGAGGCGGCGGAGGUCGUCGGGGGCGGCGGGCGGCGAGCGCGCUCCCGCUUCCCCGGCGCCGGCCGCAGGACAAUGGAGGUGGCUGUGGAGAAGGCGGCGGCGGCCGCGGCGGCGGCGGCGGCGGUGGCGGCGGCUCCGGCCGGGGGCCCCGCGGCGGCGGCGGCAGCGCCAAGCGGGGAGAACGAGGCCGAGAGCCGGCAGGGCCCGGACUCGGAGAGCGGCGGCGAGGCAGCCCGGCUCAACCUGUUGGACACUUGCGCCGUGUGCCACCAGAACAUCCAGAGCCGGGCGCCCAAGCUGCUGCCCUGCCUGCACUCCUUCUGCCAGCGCUGCCUGCCCGCGCCCCAGCGCUACCUCAUGCUGACGGCGCCCGCGCUGGGCUCGGCCGAGACCCCUCCACCCGCGCCCGCCCCGGCCCCGGCCCCCGCCCCGGCCCCGGCCCCGGCCCCCGCCCCGGGCUCCCCGGCCGGUGGUCCUUCGCCAUUCGCUACCCAAGUUGGAGUCAUUCGAUGCCCAGUCUGCAGUCAGGAGUGUGCUGAGAGACACAUCAUAGACAACGUUUUUGUGAAGGACACUACUGAGGUUCCCAGUAGUACAGUAGAAAAGUCUAAUCAGGUAUGCACAAGCUGUGAAGACAAUGCAGAAGCCAAUGGGUUUUGUGUGGAGUGUGUCGAAUGGCUCUGCAAAACAUGUAUUAGAGCUCACCAGAGGGUGAAGUUCACAAAAGACCACACAGUCAGGCAGAAAGAAGAAGUGUCUCCAGAGGCAGUUGGAGUGACCAGUCAGCGACCCGUGUUCUGUCCAUUCCAUAAGAAGGAGCAGUUGAAACUUUACUGUGAAACGUGUGACAAACUGACAUGUCGGGACUGCCAGCUGCUAGAGCACAAAGAGCAUAGAUACCAGUUUAUAGAAGAAGCUUUUCAAAAUCAAAAAGUGAUCAUAGAUACACUAAUCACCAAACUGAUGGAAAAAACAAAAUACAUUAAGUAUACAGGAAAUCAGAUCCAAAACAGAAUAAUUGAAGUAAAUCAAAACCAAAAGCAGGUGGAACAGGAUAUUAAAGUUGCCAUCUUUACGUUGAUGGUGGAGAUAAACAAGAAAGGAAAAGCCUUGCUGCACCAGCUUGAGAGUCUUGCAAAGGACCAUAGAAUGAAACUCAUGCAACAACAGCAGGAAGUGGCUGGACUUUCCAAGCAGUUAGAGCACGUCAUGCAUUUUUCUAAAUGGGCUGUUUCCAGUGGUAGCAGUACAGCGUUGCUUUACAGCAAGCGGCUGAUUACAUAUCGGUUACGGCAUCUUCUUCGUGCAAGGUGUGAUGCUUCUCCUGUGACCAACAACAUCAUCCAGUUUCACUGUGAUCCUAGUUUCUGGGCCCAAAAUAUUAUCAACUUGGGUUCUUUAGUAAUCGAGGAUAAAGAGAGCCAGCCACAAAUAUCUAAGCAGAAUCCUGUCGUGGAACAGAGCUCACAGCCACCAGGUGGUUUACCUUCCAACCAGUUAUCCAAGUUUCCAACACAGAUCAGCCUAGCUCAGUUACGGCUCCAGCAUAUGCAGCAACAGGUAAUGGCUCAGAGGCAACAGGUGCAACGGAGGCCGGCACCUGUGGGUUUACCAAACCCUAGAAUGCAGGGGCCCAUCCAGCAGCCUUCCAUCUCUCACCAGCAUCCACCACCACGUUUAAUAAACUUUCAGAAUCACAGCCCUAAACCCAAUGGACCAGUUCUUCCUCCUUAUCCUCAACAGCUUCGAUAUCCACCAAACCAGAGUGUACCAAGACAGACAAUAAAACCCAACCCCCUGCAGAUGGCAUUUUUGGCUCAACAGGCCAUAAAGCAGUGGCAGAUCAGCAGUGGACAGGCCCCGCCCACAACUGCUAGCGGCUCGUCCUCCACGCCUUCUAGUCCCACAAUCACAAGUGCCGCAGGGUACGAUGGAAAAUCGUAUAGUUCGCCCAUGAUUGAUCUGAGCGCACCAGCAGGAGGGUCUUACAAUCUUCCAUCUCUUCCGGAUAUUGAUUGUUCGAGUACUAUCAUGUUGGACAACAUUGCAAGGAAAGAUGUGAGUGUAGACCACAGCCAGCCCAGACCCCCGUCAAACAGAACGGUGCAGUCACCAAACUCGUCAGUGCCGUCUCCAGGCCUUGCAGGACCUGUCACUAUGACUAGCGUCCAUCCCCCAAUACGCUCACCUAGUGCCUCCAGCGUUGGGAGCCGAGGAAGCUCAGGCUCUUCCAGCAAACCAGCAGGAGCUGAUUCUACACACAAAGUCCCAGUAGUCAUGUUGGAGCCAAUCCGAAUAAAACAAGAAAACAGUGGACCACCUGAAAAUUAUGAUUUUCCUGUUGUUAUAGUAAAACAAGAAUCAGAUGAAGAAUCUAGACCUCAAAAUACGAACUAUCCAAGAAGCAUACUUACUUCCCUCCUCUUAAACAGUAAUCAGAGCUCUUCUGAGGAAGCUGUGUUAAGAUCUGAUGCUCCUGAUAGCACAGGAGACCAACCGGGACUUCAUCAGGAAAAUCCCUCCAAUGGAAAGCCCGAGUGGCUGGAUGCCUCCCAGAAGUCCCCGGUGCAUGCUGGGGAGGCCAGGAAGGAGGACGACCCCAACGAGGACUGGUGUGCGGUUUGUCAGAAUGGAGGGGAGCUGCUGUGCUGUGAGAAGUGUCCUAAAGUGUUCCAUCUCACCUGUCACGUGCCCACAUUGACACAUUUCCCCAGUGGAGAAUGGAUUUGUACUUUCUGCCGAGACCUAUCUAAGCCAGAAGUUGAAUAUGAUUGUGAUGCUCCCAGUCACAACUCAGAAAAAAGGAAAAGUGAAGGCCUUACUAAAUUAACACCAAUAGAUAAAAGGAAGUGUGAGCGUCUGCUUCUGUUUCUUUACUGCCAUGAAAUGAGCCUGGCUUUCCAAGACCCUGUUCCUCUAACUGUGCCUGAUUAUUAUAAAAUAAUUAAAAACCCAAUGGACUUAUCAACCAUCAAGAAAAGACUUCAGGAGGAUUAUUGCAUGUAUACAAAGCCUGAAGAUUUUGUGGCUGAUUUUAGAUUGAUCUUCCAAAACUGUGCUGAAUUCAAUGAGCCUGAUUCGGAAGUAGCCAAUGCUGGUAUGAAACUUGAAAGCUAUUUUGAAGAACUUUUAAAGAAUCUUUACCCAGAAAAAAGGUUCCCGAAACUAGAAUUCAGGAGUGAACCAGAAGACAGUAAGUUGAGUGAUGACUCAGACGAUGACUUUGUGCAGCCCCGGAAGAGGCGGCUCAAGAGCAUGGAGGACCGGCAGCUGCUGAAGUAGGCGGUCCUGGCUAAGAGAAUGUCCUUUACAGAAACAAAGACAAAACCUUGUCAGUGAUUUAACAUCGUGACACAGCAGGGUAUGUGAGCUCUCUGAUGUGUUUUUGCUGUUCACUAGACUUUGGUUUCUUUAAUGACCCAUUUCUUUAACCUCUUGUCAUUGACAAUUUAAAAAAGAGGAAUGAAGGAAGGAAAUGUAUAGAAGAAUAAGAGGAGGAAGAAGAGGUAGGAAAAGAAGAAACAGCAAAGAAAGAAAAGACAUUCUUCCCACUUGGAUUUUAUACAACAAUCGGGAAUAAAAGCUACAAUAGAAAGAAAAUAGAUUUUGAAGUAAGUUGAGACUUUAGUGUGAUUUGAGUGUGUGUGAUAAUCCAUUUUUAGAAUAUUAAUGUCACUACCCAUUAAUUAUGGCCAACUGUAAGAGUUGGGUUUACUGUGCUUCAAAGCAACCCUCCCCAAACACGAGUGGGAAGAAGAGUUCUUUCCAGGGUACCUGCUGGGAAGGUGUGGACAGAUGCUGUUGAGACACCCAGUAGUGUCCGUGUGAGGUGGAAAGUGCAUUAAAGAAAAUCAGGAAAAACAAA